CCCUAAUCUUCUAUUCUAAAGCAAUUAUUAAAAUUACACUGUUAUUCUCUGGUUCAUGGAUAUGUGCGUCUUUACGCACGGGAUUUUCUUUUUCCUAAUUUGCGCUGUAACGACUGGAAGACGUUUAUUGAUUAAUACAGACAGUUUUGGUGACAGAGAAGCAGUAUUAACCCGUCACACAUCACAUCUACCUGACGUUAAAGUCUCCCCAGCCGUCUCCAAACGCGCUAAGACGCGCCAAUCAAUCCUAUUGGCCGGAAAUAUGAAUCAUCUAGUGGGGAAUGACGAACGAGAUCACGACUCCGAGGGGUCUAUAUAAAGUCCAGAUGUGGAGGACAUCAAUCCAAAAUCUACGAGGCAUCAUAGAUCACAACACGCGCGUUUAGGUGAAGUUAACAAUGGAGAGGUCCGUCAGAUCCGUGCUGGUGUUCGUGGCUGUUUCCAUCCUCGUCUCCAGCCAUCCGACAGACGCCUGGUACAAGCAGUCCACCGGCCCGAGCUACUACUCCGUCGGGAGAGCCUCGGGUCUGCUGUCCGGGAUCCGGAGGUCGCCGUAUAUGCGCAGAUCUGAGACAGAAUCAGCGCAGGACAGCAGCGAGACACCCGGAGAAUCCAACAGCGUGACGCCCGACUUCAGCAGCAGACAAACACCUGUCCUCAAAAACAUGGACAUUUGCGUAAAGGACAUUUCUCCAAACCUACAAAGCUGCGAGCUGCUUCAGGACGGUUCGAGCACAUUUCGGUGCAAAGCAGACGUGUUUCUGUCGCUCGAUUCGCUGGACUGCUUCUCCUCCUGAGCUGAAACCGUCUCUCUCUCUCUCUCUCUCUCUGUCUCUCUCCAGACCCGAACAUCUCUUCAGUUUCAGGAGUAUUCACAGCCGAGGCGCGCUGCUGACGGUGAAUGUUUACUAGAUUUACAUCCGGGAUGUUCAGCGCUGCUCUUAAAGAUAUGCUUCUCUGCAAAGUUUAGUUCUGUAUCAAUAAUAACCAUUUUCAUUAUGAGUGAUAUUGUAAAUCCAUCCAACUUAUUAACGUCUGUGAAUGUGCGAGACUUUCUAUUAAUUAGUCGCUGUAAAGGUAAAUACCAGGAACGGGAAGAAUAACAAAAAAUUGCUGUAAACGGUAAAAUGUUUUGCGAUACAAGUCCAAAUGUUUAUAAUUACAAUAUAUUGCAUUAAAAAUAUAAGAAAUGCAAGUUUGCAAUAUCAAGCAGCACAUAACGAUUUGUUGUAGCGUUCAAAAAUAACCGGAAAUUGCCACGCCCACUCUUAGGUAGGAUAUAAAUAAGUUGGACAUGGUUUUGAUACAUACUAAAACUCAAAAGAAAUUGGGCAUCGUGACAUUAAAAUAUACAGUUAAAAGAUUGGUAAAAGUUUAGUAUAUUGGAAAUGCGAUAAGUGAAGUCAAACCGGAUUCAAGUCACUUCCAGUGUGAACACGAUUAGUUUCAGCUAUAUUUUGCAGGAAAACAAACCUCAGAGAGCCGUUUUGAGCAACCCUGGAUCACACAAUGUGGAGUUUGCAGCUUUAAAUUUAUAAAUGGUGGUAUUUUCAGUUCUCUUCUAUGCGCGCCUGUGUCCUGUACCUACUUUCAGAUGUAUUAAAUGUUCAUAAAAAGAGCUCACUGUUAUGAGCGAAAACUUUCAAAGAUGUUUUCUUUAUUUUAGUCAAAUUGAAAGAUAUACCAUUCAUUCAGUGUAUGCUUGUGUUGUAAAUUUGCACAGAUGUGAUAUGUUUUAUACACACAUUCAUUGUGCGAGAAAUCAACACAAAACAAAAUAUCAAAAACGUGUUCGUUUUUCAUAAUGUUUCUAUUCACAGUGCCUUUUUUGCUUUUACAAAAGUGUAAUUGAUUUUUAACUUGAAUGCUUUUAAAAAGCAGCAUUUAAAUAGCAAAAAUACAUUUCAUAUAAACCAAAUCUCAAUGAAUAAAUGGAUAAAGUUACAUUAUUUCAAAAAAAAAAAAAAAUGAAAUAAAAAAUGCUACAGGUUUGAUUAGGCUUCAUAUAGACUUCAUAGUGUCUAAAUGUGUU
Carassius auratus (goldfish) is the source of this 2032-nucleotide messenger RNA. RefSeq names its product neuropeptide B-like. The record is from RefSeq and is a predicted model, not a curated record. The transcript has 2 exons. Gene Ontology annotation, molecular function: G protein-coupled receptor binding. Gene Ontology annotation, biological process: feeding behavior; G protein-coupled receptor signaling pathway. Bases 399 to 797 code for a protein of 132 amino acids. Lineage: Eukaryota; Metazoa; Chordata; Actinopteri; Cypriniformes; Cyprinidae.